AUGACUACGCCAAACCAGAGGGUGACGGCUUACCUGGUCUACCUGGUAUUUAUUGUUACUUUAGGUCCACUUCAGUUUGGCUAUCAUUUGGCAGAGCUCAAUGCCCCUCAAGCAGUCAUUACAUGCAAACACAAAGGAAGUCAUUCCGCGGACAUCAGCUUCCAUGGUCUCCCACAAUGUCUUCCCAUGAACCCAUCCCAAUUUGGUCUCGUCUCCUCGAUCUACACCCUUGGUGGCUUGCUGGGAGCUCUACUAGCAGGGCCCGUCGCAACCAAGUACGGACGCCUCCUUGCUCUACGAGCGACCACUGGGUUUUUUAUCCUCGGGCCUGUGGCAGAAACACUUUCGCCCAAUAUACCACUUUUGAUCCUCGGUAGAUUCCUCUCUGGAGUCGGAUCCGGAGCCGCUAUCGUUGUGGGUCCCAUCUACGUCUCCGAAGUCGCCCCUCCCAACGCUCGCGGCUUUUUCGGUGCUUUCACUCAGGUUAUGACCAAUGUCGGCAUCCUCCUUACACAAACACUGGGCUAUUUUUGGAGCAAUGCGAGUCUAUGGAGAUUGAUCCUCGCUGUGGCUGGAAUGAUAGGCGCCCUGGAGCUGUCAGGGUUGUUCUUGGUGCCAGAGAGCCCUUCAUGGCUUGCGGAACAUGAUAAGCUCGGUCAGGCGCGCCGGGUGUUACAGCGGAUUCGUGGUCGCGGUGUCGAUAUUGAAGCAGAGAUCGCUAGCUGGAAGGUAUCGGCUGCAUCUGGCGAGGAGGAAGCAUUGCUCGCCCCAUCGGAUGACAGCACCCCCAAAAAGCCCGCGGUCACCUUUAUGCAGGUUGUUCGGGAUCCGUAUUAUCGUCCAGCUCUGAUCGCCGUGGUUGGAGCGAUGAUUGCUCAACAGCUCACCGGUAUGAACAGCAUUGUCAUGUACAGUGUGUCUUUGCUACAGAGUAUUCUUCCUACGACGGCCGCCUUACUAACCGUGAUGAUCUCCGCCAUUAAUCUUGUCGUCACACUCCUGUGUUCCCCGCUCCCGGAUCGCAUCGGCCGGAAGACAUGUCUCCUGCUGAGCAUUAGCGGCAUGGGAUGUAGCUCCAUCCUCCUCGCAAUCAGCAUCUACAUGAAUGGAAAAAUUCUGACAGCAUUUGCGGCGUUGCUGUUCGUGUCCAGUUUUGCUAUUGGACUAGGCCCUGUUCCCUUCAUCCUUGCCUCGGAACUUGUUGGACCAGAGGCCGUGGGCGCCGUGCAAAGCUGGGCCUUAGGUGCCAACUGGGCGGCGACCUUUGUGGUCGCACAAUUCUUCCCCAUCCUCAACGAUGCCCUUGGGGGCCGUGGCAAGGUUUACUGGGUGUUUGCGGCCAUGGCUGGCCUUUUUGGUCUUUUCAUCUAUCAGUACGUGCCGGAAACAAAAGGCAAGGCAAAUGCCGAUGAGGUAUGGGGAAGGACAAAUCGUCGACAGGAUUAG
This is a messenger RNA of Penicillium salamii, 1446 nucleotides long. Lineage: Eukaryota; Fungi; Ascomycota; Eurotiomycetes; Eurotiales; Aspergillaceae. The record is from the annotation of a GenBank genome assembly.